Molecule: messenger RNA, 1203 nt
Organism: Contarinia nasturtii (swede midge)
Lineage: Eukaryota; Metazoa; Arthropoda; Insecta; Diptera; Cecidomyiidae
Exons: 1
Coding region: 1-1203 (400 amino acids)
Source: RefSeq, a predicted model, not a curated record
AUGAGUAAUAUAAUACAAAUUAAAGCUCCCAUUAUAAGGGAUAAUAACAUAAUUAGUCAACAAUAUCAUACAUAUACACCAUACACGCAAUCGUAUGAAAACAAUGAUGAAAUUCGAAUUGCAAUUCAAUCUCAAGACCUUAACGUUUUACCAUCGGAAAGCUAUCUUUUUAUUGAGUUUGAAGCAAAAAGAUCUGGGACUACAGUGAGCACGCAAAAAGUGAAAUUCAACCCAUUCUAUCUAGCUCAUUUGUUUAGUGAAAUGCGGUAUGAAUUAAAUGGCGUUGAAAUUGACCGAUGUAAGACUCCAGGUAUAACUAGCGCAUUGAAGACUAUGAUAGCGUGCAAAUCAUCGGAUCUAAGCUUGUACUAUUUAUAUAGACUCAAUGAAGAGGUAGAUAUAUUGCAAACAACGUACUCAUUAAUACUUCCGUUACGUUUUAUAUUUGGAUUUUGUGAUGACUAUAAUAAAAUCAUUUUAAACAGUAAACAUGAAUUGAUUAUAAUACGUAAUCGAAUUGAUUCUGGUUUAUGUUCAAGUGAAUCAGAUUCUGAAGUGUUUAAAUUUAAUGUCACCAAAAUUCAUUGGAAAAUUCCACACAUUAAAUUGAGUGAUGAAGGACGAUUAUUGACAUUGAAAUCGAUAGAACGUGACGAUAGUAUUCCGAUGGCUUAUCGUUCAUGGGACUUAUACGAUUUACCUGUUGUACCACAAGCAAGGAGAAAUAUAUGGAAAGUGAAAACCACAACUCAAUUAACGAAACCGCGAUUUGUGGUUGUUGCAUUUCAAACAAUAACAGAUCCAUGUAAAAAUGUGUCAGAAUUUUCUCAUUGUAAUAUUAGCGACGUCAAGCUAUAUUUGAACGAUGAACGAUAUCCAUAUGAUAACUUGAACACAUCUUUUUCUCAAUCAAGAUAUCAGGAAUUAUAUCACACGUUUUUGAAAAUCCAUCAAUCAUAUUACAACGACGGAAAUCCAAAUGCAGCUGGAGUGAAUUUUCAUGAUUUCAAAAAUGGAUCAACAAUAUUUCCAUUCGAUUGUUCAAGAUCAGAUGAAAGACAUAAGAAUGGAACAAUUGAUGUGCUAAUUGAAAUCGAAUCAAAUCGAAACAUACCGGAAAAUACUAAAGCGUACUGCUUAAUUAUACACGAUAAUUUGGUACGAUAUUCGCCACUAACAAAUUUUGUACGACGUGAAUUUUAA